AUGCCCUCAACGACCCUCGGCGGCCUGCUGGACAGCGCACGCCGGAUCGUGCCCCCGGUACUGCUGCCAGCGUCCGGCAGCCGCCUGCCCACUUCCCUUCGCAGCAACGACGCAGCAAAGCACCGCGCCACCCUCGGCAGGCCUUCGCUCUUUGACGCACCGCACCAUGCCGCCCGGCCCCGCACCCGCUCCGCCGCCUCGAUCAGCCUCACGCUGCCAUCGCGCUCCACCGUGCUCUUCGUGCUCGGCUGCCUUGCAUGGUAUACAUCAUCGGCGCUCUCGUCCAACCUGGCAAAGGCGCUCCUCUCGCUCUCGCCUCGUCAAAAGGCGCUUCCCGACUCGCAACGGCCCAUGGCGCCGCCCUUUCCAUACCCGGUCACGCUCACCAUGAUCCAGUUCAUCUUUGUACACCUCUUCGCCGGCCUCUGCGGCUCGAGGCGCCUCCUCGGCGGCUUUGCCAUGACGACAAUUGUCAAGCCCAGCUGGGCGAGGGUGAUGGAGGUCGGCCGCCUCAGUGUCUUUGGCGUCGUCGGUCACAUAUUCAGCUCGCUCGCCAUCAGCAGGGUGCCCGUAGCAACGGUCCACACGAUCAAGGCCCUCUCCCCGCUCUUCACGGUGCUUUCCUACACCUACCUCUUUGGCGUCAGCUACUCGUCCCGGACCUACUUCUCCCUCGCGCCGCUCACCUUCGGCGUCAUGUUGGCCUGCUCCGGCUUCUCGUUCAGCGCCGACGACAUCGUCGGCUUCACUGCCGCCCUCGGCUCCACCUUUGUCUUUGUCGCGCAGAACAUCUACAGCAAGAAGCUGCUGCGCAAGGGCGAAAAGGCCAAGCAGGAGCGUGAGCUCGGCCUCCGCUCCGACGACGCCAAGAUGGACAAGCUCAACGUGCUCUUCUAUGCCAGUGGCUGCUCUGCGGUGCUGAUGCUGCCGGUGGUGCUGUAUUACGACUCGCACGCUCUCUUUGCAGCAUCGACGCCGGACCCGGCCGCGGCCUCGACGUUCAAGACGCUCUCGCUCAUCUUUGGCAACGGCAUCGUCUACUCGCUGCAGAGCAUCCUCGCCUUUUCGAUCCUCUCGCUCGUCUCGCCAGUGACGUACUCGAUCGCUUCGCUGCUCAAGCGCAUCUUUGUCAUCAUCCUCGCGCUGGUGUGGUUCCACCAGCAGGUGCGCUUCCUCCAGCUCGUCGGCAUCGUCCUCACCUUUGCCGGGCUCUGGCUCUACACCGACGCCAAGACGCGCGACGAGGUCGACAAGGCAGAGGGCAAGAUGCGGAGGCGCGAGGGCGAGGAGCUCGAAGGCGUUCUGCCGACACGGCAGGUCCGUUCGACAGCCUUUUCGACGACGGCGCCGACGGCGGCGGCGACGGCAAUGCCCAUGACGCAGCAGCAGAGGCAGCGGCAGCAUCAGCAGGACCUCUACGACCGGAUCGCGCAGGCGGGGCCCUACCAGCCGCCCAGGAUGGUAAGGAGCUACGUCCACGAUCCCAGGAACAGCUUCCCGAGCCCGCCGUAUAGCGACAAGGAAUGA
This is a messenger RNA of Pseudozyma flocculosa PF-1, 1527 nucleotides long. RefSeq lists its product as uncharacterized. The transcript is spliced from 3 exons. Gene Ontology annotation, biological process: phosphoenolpyruvate transmembrane import into Golgi lumen. NCBI's taxonomy places the organism in Eukaryota, Fungi, Basidiomycota, Ustilaginomycetes, Ustilaginales, Ustilaginaceae. Gene Ontology annotation, cellular component: endoplasmic reticulum; Golgi apparatus. The coding region runs from base 1 to 1527 and encodes 508 amino acids. Gene Ontology annotation, molecular function: antiporter activity; phosphoenolpyruvate transmembrane transporter activity. The record is from RefSeq and is a predicted model, not a curated record.